Zychaea mexicana is the source of this 1970-nucleotide messenger RNA. RefSeq names its product Metallo-dependent phosphatase-like protein. The transcript has a single exon. Bases 336 to 1937 code for a protein of 533 amino acids. The record is from RefSeq and is a predicted model, not a curated record. Gene Ontology annotation, molecular function: acid phosphatase activity. NCBI's taxonomy places the organism in Eukaryota, Fungi, Mucoromycota, Mucoromycetes, Mucorales, Lichtheimiaceae.
AUUCUGUUGUAUUCCAAAUUUAUAAUGUAUACAAAGCAUCUAAAGCAUUAUUAAUAAAGCAUACAUCCAUUAUGUUAAGAGCUUAUAAACCUUGGCUUUCCAGCACGAUUAUGCAUAUUGUUUCCUGACAGGUCGCAUACUUAUACAAAUCGACAUCGCAGUGAUAGAAUAUGAUGCACUGCAAGAUAUAAAUGCAUCUAAAAACUAUAAAGUUUGCUCCGUGUAACCUCAGUUCUUAAUAUAGCCCUGAAAAACUUCACUUACCGUCGAUCUUUCUUGGUUGCUUGUACUUAAACCGUAGAGAAUACUGGAGUAAAACAAAGUAUAAUGCAUCGAUGAUGUUGCAUCCAAAUAGUUAUGAACCCUACUCGUCCGUAUCAUUUCAACACAAACAACCAACUUCUCCACACCCUGACGCCGUCAGCGAUGACAACAAAAGCAAUACCCGUCAUCGAGAAGCCUUUCUCGAUGCCCUCAUGGACAGCCGACCACAAGUAAUUACUCCAACACUAACAAAGCCGACAUCGAAAUUACGACGAUGGCGCUGGCGACGAUAUCGACAACACAUCCUCUUUGCACUACUGGGCUUAUUACUUUUACUGUACUGCUUCCAAAACACAAUCGCCAUAUACUUUGCAUUCUUUCGCAUUAAGUUUGACAAUGCACUUUUUGACCGAGGCUGGAUACCGUGCGGCGUUCUACGAAAGCAACCAAUGUUGUACGUCCAAGAUACACAGCACAUUCAGGUAGUUUGGGAAAUGAACUGCCCGAGAGACAUGACAAUAGCGUGGAGCAAGAAUCAAUUGGAAGCUCAAGUGACAGAGCAAGUGGUCGAUGCUGUUGUUCUGGACGAUCGGCACGCACUCUACAAGGCAACCAUUGGCCCGCUCGACAUUAGUGGCCAGUACGUUUACAAGAUUGAAACGCAGCGGCCAAGGCGCCUGAUGGCUAAGCAUAUAUUUCGAUGGCACGCAACGACACGAGAGCCGAUACGCAUGGCUGCCAUGGCCGACAACCAGUUUGGAUUGAGGACAUUUGUUUCGCUCUUGCGACGUAUCAAGAACGUGGACUAUCUAUUACAUGCUGGUGACGCCGUCCAGAACUACCCUUCUUUAAGGCAAUGGCAAACCGAUUUCGUGGGCCCUUUGACGUUCUUUAGACUCGGCCAGCGUAUGCCCAUAAUUUAUGCUCACGGAAAUCAUGACCAUGACCCUACGUAUGAGUAUCAUUACACACGCGUGAGUCCGUCCAGCGAUCCAUGGUUCGCAUUCUCUAUGGCAGGAGGCGCCAUUCGAUUCGUGGUAUUGGACAGCAAUUUGGAUUGGGAGCAGCAAGAUACCUGGCUCAAGCAUGAGCUCGCAAGCACUGCAUUCCAAAAUGCUGAGAUGCGGGUCGUUGUGGUGCAUGUACCGCCAUUUAUUGAAUACUGGGAACCAGACGGAUGGUUUAAAAAAGGCCAGAGCAAGUGGGGCGCAUUUGUCAAGGACCGGUUUGUUCCCCUAUUCGAAAAGUAUGGCGUGGAUCUCGUCAUUUCGGGCCAUCAGCAUAAUUAUGAACGCGGCCAACGGAACGGAAUCCAUUAUACGAUUAUCGGUGGUGCAGGUGGGGAUUUGGACUUUGAGCGUGUGAAGGAUUGGCAAAUGUAUGAAGCACGGUCUGUGGAGUUCCAUUACGUUAUUCUCGAGUUCAGACCUCCUACAAUGCAAGGCCGACCUUGGGAAUUGGUGUGGGACACAUAUGACCUCCACGGAAACACGAUCGAUACUAUGAAAGUGUAUUCCAAAUCGCGGAUACCCGUUUACGAACCUGCUGAGCCGGUCCUCGGUGAAGGUGCUGUUGCCGGAGAUACGAUCGAGGAACUGACGUAUAACGACCUAUUAGAUGAUAACCCACAACUAGAGGAAGAAAAUAUUGAUGACGAUGAUAUCGAGCCUUAACUGUACCAUAUUCUCUCUUUUGUAACAAAUGAU